UUUCCCCUUUUCAUGGUCGGAAAGCAGAUUGCCGUUUUCGCGCGACAGUUCUACGUCUUCAGUUCUUCUACUAGUCAUUUUGCUUCUGUUUGUGAGUGGAAAUCUUCUACCUGCCCUAAACUGGAAAUCGAAUUCCACCGUUUUGUUCAAUUUUCAAAGCCAUAGAGAUAAGCGUCAAUUUCUUUUUCUACCUUCUACUCUUCUUGGCGUUUUUCUGGUUAUUCUGCCAGAAUCCCUAAAUCCCCUUCUUCGAAGGAUUUCGCUCCUCUCUUGCGGCUUUUGUUUGGAUGUGACUGCUUGGAUGAAUAUGAUUUCGCUCUUGUUUGGUUGGGUUGUUUGGUACUUCCAAGUUCCAAGUUCGAAUGAUUUUGCGCUUGUGUUUGAUACUCCGAGAUUACUUCUCUCUUUCUUUUUGAACGAAAGCUGUGCUCUAUAUAUAUAUAUGAAUCAAGAAGAUUACAACGAAAACAAAAGAAUACUUCAAGGUUACUUAUAUGUGUGUGCCACGCGCGCACAUAUUCAGACCCUUGUAUAGCUUUGGUGAGGGAACUGCUCAGAUUCCACCCCAAAUGCAAAGCGGCGUCGUUUUGAGUUGGUAGAGAGAAGCUGAUUCUAUUAAUGUGUGGAUAAACAAUGCUAUCCACAAGGUUAUUGUGAUUCAGUACUAUCAUUUGUAUUUUACCAUGAAUUCUGCAACGCUGAAUCUUCAUCCACCUUCUCUUGUCCCACGAAUCUCACACUGCAAAACCAUACGAGAGUUGAAGCAAUUUCACGCCCUUUUCUUCAAAACAGCUCAAAUUCAUGACAUUUCAUUGGCAACAGACUUCCUUAAGCUAUGCGCCACCUCGGAUUAUCGUGAUACUCAGUAUGCCCUCUCUGUUUUCGCCCAAUUACAAGAACGCAAUUGCUUUUCUUGGAACACUAUGAUCAGAGCACUUGCUGAAAGCGACGAUGACUAUGGGCCAUUGGACGCUUUCUUCUUGUUUUGUCAAAUGGUUUCUGAGGGAAUUGCAGAACCUAAUCGCUUUACCUUCCCUUCUGUCUUAAAAGCAUGCUCUAGGUUCGCCAGGUUGGAAGAAGGAAAACAAGUUCAUGGUUUUGUAAUCAAGUGUGGAUUGGACAGUGAUGAAUUCGUCACGACCAAUUUACUGAGGAUGUAUGUAAUGUGUGGGAGUAUGGAGGAUGCCCAAAUUUUAUUCACUAGAAAUAUUGAUGGGGUUGAAGAUGUGAGCAGAAUGGUGAGGGAUAGUAAGAGGAAGCGAGAGGGUAAUGUGGUCCUUUGGAAUGUGAUGAUUGACGGAUAUGUAAGACUAGGAAACAUCAAAGCUGCCAGUGAAUUGUUCGAGAGAAUGCACCAAAGAAGCGUGGUUUCAUGGAAUGUCAUGAUAUCUGCAUGUGCACAAAAUGGGAUUUUCAUGAAGGCCGUGGAAAGGUUUCACGAGAUGCAAAUGGAAGGUGUGUCCCCAAAUCGUGUGACUUUGGUCAGUGUGCUGCCAGCAAUUUCGCGCCUUGGAUCCCUUGAAUUAGGGAAAUGGGUUCAUUUAUAUGCAGAGAAGAAUAAGAUUCCGAUUGAUGAUGUGCUUGGCUCUGCUUUAGUGGAUAUGUAUGCAAAGUGUGGGACUGUUGAGAAGGCAAUUCAGGUCUUUGAGAUACUCCCUAAACGUAAUGUCAUAACUUGGAAUGCUAUAAUCGGUGGUCUUGCCAUGCACGGUAGAGCCAAUGAUGCCUUGAAUUAUUUUUCAAGAAUGGAAAAAAGUGGGGUGUGCCCUAGUGAUGUUACAUACAUUGCAAUCUUGACUGCUUGUAGUCAUGCAGGUUUAGUGGACAAGGGCAGAUCCUUUUUCAAUCAUAUGGUUGAUAAGCUUAGAUUUGAGCCUAGAAUAGAACACUAUGGAUGCAUGGUUGAUCUUUUGGGUCGUGCUGGUCUUUUAGAAGAAGCUGAAGAGCUUAUACUGAACAUGAACAUAAGAUCAGAUGAUGUCAUUUGGAAGGCCUUGCUUGGUGCUUGUAAGAUGCAUAAAAAUAUUGACAUAGGUAGGCGAGCAGCUGAAGUUUUAAUGCAUUUGGCUCCUCAUGAUAGUGGGGCAUACGUGGCUCUUUCAAACAUGUAUGCUGCAGUAGGAGAUUGGGAUGCUGUUGCAGGGGUGAGGUUGAAGAUGAAAGACUUGGACAUAAGGAAAGACCCUGGAUGUAGUUGGAUUGAGAUUGAUGGGGUGAUUCAUGAGUUUCUUGUUGAAGAUGAUUCCCACCCUAGAGCCAAAGAAAUAAACUCAAUGUUGGAGGAAAUUUCCCACAAGUUGAGUUUGGAAUGUCAUAGGCCAGACACUACACAAGUCUUGCUUAACAUGGAUGAAAAACAAAAAGAAAGUUUGCUGCACUACCAUAGUGAGAAGAUUGCAGUGGCCUUUGGCUUAAUUAGUACAUCGCAAACACCCCUUAGCAUAGUAAAAAACUUGCGCAUUUGCGAAGAUUGUCAUUCAUCAAUGAAGUUGAUCUCAAGAAUUUAUGAGCGUAAGAUAACAAUUAGGGAUAGGAAACGCUUUCACCAUUUUCAGCAUGGUUCAUGCUCUUGUAUGGACUACUGGUAGUCUGCAAAUCAUUGACAACUCUAAUUUUUAGACAUUGGAUCGGUACACUUUAUUGUCCUGAUUAUAAAUAAUUGAUUUGUUUCUGCAAAAUAAAGCGUGUGAUUUAUUGUA
This is a messenger RNA of Prosopis cineraria, 2699 nucleotides long. RefSeq names its product pentatricopeptide repeat-containing protein At5g48910-like. Gene Ontology annotation, molecular function: zinc ion binding; protein binding; RNA binding. The record is from RefSeq and is a predicted model, not a curated record. Gene Ontology annotation, biological process: RNA modification. Lineage: Eukaryota; Viridiplantae; Streptophyta; Magnoliopsida; Fabales; Fabaceae.